This is a messenger RNA of Prorocentrum cordatum, 495 nucleotides long. Lineage: Eukaryota; Dinophyceae; Prorocentrales; Prorocentraceae. The record is from the annotation of a GenBank genome assembly.
AUGGAGUUGAACAGGGAGCUCAAGAUGAUCAACGGAGCCCCGAUUCGAGAGUCACUCGUAGACACGAAGCUGCUCGGCAAGCCAGACAAGUUCUCAGGAGAGUUAGAUGAGAAUGCGAAGUAUCGAGACGGAGUUACGUGGGAGAACUGGAGUUUCGUCCUGUCAGCCUACUGCAUGGCGGACAAGGGGCAGGGCAUAGUGAAGAGUGUUGCAGCUGGAGAGGGACUGGAAGCAUGGAGAUUGUUGUAUGACGAGUUCGAGCCGAAGGUCCCCUCCAGGUUCUCAGGCAUGCUGGAUGCGAUUAUGUACCCGACGAUGCAGGAGCACGACCCGAUCAAGAGCAUCGUAUCAUGGGAGACGAUGGUUCAGAAGUACGAGGAGCAGACGGCGGAGAAGGUGAUGGAGUCGAUCAAGAAGUCAGUGAUCAGCACGCGCCUAGUACCACAGAAGCUGAGAGAGCACCUGAUGUUGAAUGCGACGAGGUUCACUGCUUAA